Messenger RNA from Triplophysa rosa, 1953 nucleotides. RefSeq names its product rasd family member 4 (gene rasd4). Gene Ontology annotation, molecular function: GTP binding; GTPase activity. The record is from RefSeq and is a predicted model, not a curated record. The coding region runs from base 150 to 776 and encodes 208 amino acids. NCBI's taxonomy places the organism in Eukaryota, Metazoa, Chordata, Actinopteri, Cypriniformes, Nemacheilidae. The transcript has a single exon.
CUUACCAGUCAACAUUUCAUCUAAGACUGUCAGUGCCAGAGAUCCAGUGUGCAUUCAGAAUCUUGUUGCCUUUCUAGAAAGAAGAAGAGUCCAAGACUUUUACAGAGAGCUUCUGUGUUUCAAAAAACAGGAAACUGGGAUUCGGAAGCAUGUCUCUGGACGUAAAAGAGAAAACACAAGUGCGUUUGGUGUUCAUGGGUGCUGCCGGUGUGGGAAAAACAGCUCUUAUUAGACGCUUCCUUCAAGACACCUUUGAGCCCAAACAUCGACGCACGGUGGAGGAGCUUCACCUCAAAGAGUACGAGGUGGCCGGGGUGAAAGUCACCAUCCACAUCAUGGACACAAGCGGCAGUUAUUCCUUCCCGGCCAUGCGUAAGCUCUCCAUCCAAAACGGCGACGCUUUCGCCCUGGUCUAUUCGGUGGAUGACCCUGAAUCGCUUGAAGCCGUCAAGAGCCUGCGUGAGGAAAUCCUGGAGGUCAAGGAGGAUAAGUUCACGCCCAUCGUGGUGGUGGGCAACAAGAAAGACCGGCUGCAGGAGCGAAGGGUGUCUGCGGAUGACGUCCUGGCCACGGUGGAGCUGGACUGGAACAACUGUUUCCUGGAGGCCUCGGCCAAAGAAAACGACAACGUGAUGGAGGUGUUCAGAGAGCUGCUCCAGCAAGCCAACGUCCCGAGCUGUCUGAGCCCGGCUCUGCGCCACCGCAGGGAGACAUUUCCCAAGGACACGGGUGUACGGCCGCCCAUGAACAAAACCAACAGCUGCUCGGUCUCUUAAUGUCGGCAAGAAGAUGCCAGCAGAGGAAGGCUUGAGUUGAGUCGUUUCUCAACGCUCACGUUGAGGCAAAAGAAGAUGUGAGUGGCUUUUUGAAGCCACGGAUUGAUGGGUUUGUUUCAUAGCAACUCCUGCAAUCCUGCUCUGAAAUCAGCAUCAUCUUCUUUCCCAGCGACGAAAGGAAACCGUUUACUGAGAAGAGGGAAAAGGAUUGAGCUUGCCGUUGCAGAAUGUGUUUUGACAGUGGUGUUGAGUUCCUGAAGUUCAGUUGUGUGAUCUGUGUGUAAAGAGUUACUGCGAGAUUUAAUCACGUGUUCACCUAAACAUUCUGACUAAUGUGAUUAUUGUAAUAUUGUAGCAUUAAUGUUCAUUCACAGAAUGAAAGACACGUUCAUUGGUCAAGUCAUUGUGAGUAUUAAAGCCAUUGUGUUUAUUGUUGGACCGUAAGAAUGCGUUCAUGCACUUUUAUGUCAAAAACAUGCAAUUAAUAUGUUGCACUGAUUUUUUUUUUGAUUUUUUUGGUAUGUUGAUCAACAAAAAGUUCUGACAGCAGAUUCACAGAAGAGUUUGUGUCGUAUAGCCACGAUAUACAUGUAUAACAUACAAAACAUUUGCAUUAAAUUAAUCUGGUCAUUCUCGCAACUAAAUUCACGAGGUGCAUCGUGGGAUGUUUUUUCAACAUUAUUAGACUUCCUAUGUGUGUUGGAUGUGUUUUCUCCACUAUGCAGACCAAUGUAUGCUUUUUAAAAUACAUUUAUUGUACUUUUCAUACACAGGCACAAUGUAUGUUUGUUUAAUAAAUGUGCUUAAACGUUAAAGCUGAAGUAAUUAUGAGCAGUUUUUUAAAGUGAUAAAACAAAUUCACUCACUUUUUAAGAAAGUUAACCAUGGCUUUAUUAUAAUAAAACAUGUAUUUAUAGGGAUACUUCACCCAAAAAUGAAAAUUCUGUCAUCAUUUACUCACCUUCAAAUUUCUUUGUUCUGAUGAACACAGAGAAAGAUAUUUGGAAGAAAUAUGGAAGAAAGGUGAAGUAAAUGAUGACAGAAUUUUCAUUUUUGGGUGAAAUAUCCCUUUAUCAUGAUUGCAUUUGGCAGAUUGAUUACAUUUGUAUUAUCUUGUGGUAUAAAUACAAUUGUUAAACUGUGGUUUUGUGGUGAUACCAUGCAAUAUUUCUGUUUA